Molecule: messenger RNA, 1822 nt
Organism: Pocillopora damicornis (cauliflower coral)
Lineage: Eukaryota; Metazoa; Cnidaria; Anthozoa; Scleractinia; Pocilloporidae
Source: RefSeq, a predicted model, not a curated record
UUUUUAUAAUCUAUCGCGCUUUAAUUCUCGCAAAGAGUUUUGUCAUGAAGGCUACCAUCAAGGCUAACCCCAACACAAGUUUGCUUCCGGUAAUGAAAAAAUCCAGAAAUAACAUGCGCGUAGGACUUUUUCCGAUCUUGGCUGUUCAAUACAGCGUGAGACUAGAACACAAACGUUCGUUUAUCAAAUGGAAAAUAGUUUACCCCAUGAAAUUGCAAGACUCGGUAGAGGGUGAAAAUGAAACGCAAGGCUCGUUUAUCAUACAUUUACCACCCAACCAGGCAAGGGCUUUUUUUAACAUUUUGUCAACAAUUGACAGUGAAGGGGAGGGACGAGUCAGUGUUGCUCGUAACCAGUCUUUUGGAACGGCAUUACAGCAAAUAUGGCGGUCGCUCGGCGGUUCGCAAGAGCUAUUGUAUUCCAAAACAGCAAAAGAUGUAAGUGCGUCCCUAUUCUUAAAUUGUGGUGCACAAAUCCAUGUAGAAAUUUUGUUGCCCGGUUUGUAAUUACCUGAUGAGUUUUUCAUAAGCUGUACUACAUGUUACAUUGAAGACACCUUGUAUUCAUGUCAACUUUUCACCAUUAAUUACUUUGCUAAUCUUAGAUCGUUGUCACAAUUAGGCACCCUCACAAACUUGCGAUUUUUUGGAAGAAAAAGAAGGCAAAAUACAGCACAAAGCCUAUAGCUUGGUUUGGAAGUGCAAAUAAUAGUUUCCAUGGUGACCACGUUUGGCCCGAGCCAGAUCCAGUGGAAAGUACGCUGACCAUCUCUAGGAACUCUGAGGACAACAUGACAGAAUAUGAAGAAAAAAAUUGGAAUAUAUUGGUGUAUAAUGUGUCUGCAAGUGGACGACACAAGCUUCUGGCAACUGGCUGCAUUGAUAUAAGUGAUUAUGUUAGUAAGAAGCUCAGGAAAUUUGAUGUGACGGUUACCCUUAAGCCAGCAAUAAAAAAUGUCCUCUCUGGAAAAAUUGAAUUUGAAUUAUCCUCUGUUAUCCGAGAAGACUGUCCCCCUGGAGGCUCAGAUGAAGAGAUAUGGGAUGAAAUAAUGCAGUCUGCCAGUGAGGAAAUGAUAAGAAAGAAAUCAGCUAGGAAAGCACAGAACCUCAAAUCCACGAAGGUUGCUGCCAAUAGCAAUGGUACCAGUUCAAGGGCUACAGACACCACUGCAAAGGAAGCCAGAAAAAAUGAAGCACAAGCUGCAAGUCCCUAUCAGUGCAAUGAACCUGAGGUGGAUUCCAAUGAUAGAAGCAAAGUUAGACUGGCUGAAAAAGCAAACAGGGGGUCGCUACUAUUCUGUGCCCCAACUUUCUCCCCUCCCCCAAAGCCAUGCCCACUUGCAAGGCAGGGGCCACCACAAUGCAGCCAGGAAACAACAUUUGCCCUCUGUGAAAAGCAACUUGAAUUAGGCUCUUUGUCUGCAUUGUCAACUCAAACUGUGUGCAAGAAAACUUUUGUUCAAGAUUUUGAAGCUCCUUCAAAUGAGGUGUACAGCUGCACCAAAAAGGAAAGCCUUGCAGACUCAGAGAAUCCUGACAUUAUAGGCUCUACUGUUCCUGUGAAGCCAAUCCUCAAAUGUGAAAAUUCCAAUUCAGCCAGUUAUAUUGAAGAAGAAUUGAAUCUAGUUCAAGCUGAACUAUCAUCUUUGAAGGAAGUCUGUUCCAAAAUAGAGCGUGAGUUGCAGGAAGUCGAGUCAGUAGAAGGUUUGUAAUCUCUUGAUUACAGCUGACCCAUUGCAUAACUGUAAGAGCUGUAAAAUGAAUUACCUUUGAAUUUCACUCUCCAAUACCUCAACAUAUUGAGCCCUUUCAUUCUUGAAUUU